Messenger RNA from Astrephomene gubernaculifera, 2385 nucleotides. The record is from the annotation of a GenBank genome assembly. Lineage: Eukaryota; Viridiplantae; Chlorophyta; Chlorophyceae; Chlamydomonadales; Astrephomenaceae.
CAAGAGUGUUUGCAUAGGGCUUCCACUACCCUGAAGGUGCCGACAUGCCGGCCCCGUUCUGGACCGACAUGGGGGCCUGUUACCUACCCAACAAAAGCUAUAAUUGUCUGACGGAAACCAUAGACAUAGUACACAAGCGACCUGUGCCACUUACGGAAGGCUCUCUCUACACGGCUUCGGCACCUACCAUCCUGGGAAAUAAUCCCCGAAAUUGGUAGGGGACUGGGAUUGCCACACUCGGGACACCGACACUCGUACACCUGUACAGAAGCACUGGUACUUCGUACUUGCAGCAAGACUUGGUGGCAAGUUUUGACCGUGGUGUCAGAGGCUACGCCUCGCUGGGGUUAACCGGAAACGAAACGCCCACGGGGCCAGCCUUGAUCAGGCGCAAAAGGUAUGGUGGUUAUCAUGAACAUAAUUUAUCUUACACGUAUAUGACGCAUACGUAGAGGCUGCAGUAAGCGUCGCACCGAACCCACGUGACUGACGAAUUACGACACCAUAAACUUACAGCCGAAUUUCCAGUUACAGCUUACAGGCUAUCCUUGACCUUGUCUAUUGUGAGGACCUAUUCACUCACUGGCGUCUUACGUCUCUUUGGCUUUGCACAGCUGCUGGUUCCGGCGGUUGGGCGGGCGGCAAGCGACGGACAAGCCUGCCUAAGGAUUUUAUGCAUAUGCUAUCUGUGGUCUCAUUAGUAAUUUGUUGGUAAAACUUUAAGACUGUAGCUUUUUAAGUUGCCUUCUGUGGAAGCUAUACCGAUAUUUGGAGCGGAUGUUGAGGGAUGGCAGGGCCCGCUCGCACAAGCUCAACUGCCGGAUUCGCAAUUUUAGGCAUGCAUACGGAUUACGCUUUUAGUGGUUAGCUCCAUUCAGUGGAUGCGCCGAGGAACAGAGCUCGCCAGGGCGACCAACGAUGGCAGCAGCAGGGCAGGAUGCAUAUGGCAAAGUUCACAGCGGGCGGAAUCUUGGCUUCAAUCCUAGAAACGGCAAAGUCAUUGUCGCAUCUGACUUUAAGUCGAUCGAAGUGACUGCCGAAAUGCGCGCUGGCGUGUUCGCGCCCGCCCUGGCACGGCUUCCAAGUGCCGAAACGUGCGCGCAGCUUGACCUAAAAUUUAUUGCCCGGGGCAAGCAACACCCGGCCAGGCUGUGCAAGUCAUCAGGCACCAGACCGCGAGUGCGCAUCUACGGAACGCCCGAGGUCAUGCGGACCCUAGGCGCCAAGGUGGGCGACGUCAUCGUGUUUGCGCCGGUGCCCGACAGCGAUUCCACUUUCAACGUGAGCACUCGGUCCGUCGCCGGCGCCGCCAGUGCGGCUGACACGACGGGUGCCGAUGGCGGCGGCGCUGCUACAGCCAUGUUUGCUGGCUCCCGCACAGCAGCGACGGCGAUGGAGGAGGAGGAGGAGGAGGAGGAGCGGACAGCACGCAGCGACGGCAGCGGCGAGGCGCGCGAAGGUAUGCCGCCGACGUCGGCCGGCGCCGCCGCCGCUGCGUCUGGCCACUCCUUACGUCUUCCACCUGCCGAACGACCCGGGGGUCUCAUCAGCCACCUGCACGGCUACCUGCCGCCGCAUGUCAGCCUGCCAGAAGUGCAGCCAGAUGAGCUGCAAGUGUGCGGGCUGGUUUUCCACCCGCGCAUCAAGGACCAUGCCGUACGAAGCAUGGACGACUGGCUGGCUGCCCGGGGCUGUCCGUUACGGCGGUUGGAUGUCGUACAACAGCAAAUGCAGAUCUCGGGCAUUGACGGCGCAGCAACCGGCGGUGGCGCAGCCGCCACCGCCAAAACACCGCCACCGCAGCCACAACCGCCUUGGGUUACUCCUUUCCAACAACGCAAGCUGCGGCGAAACAUCAUCUGCAACAAUCUAGCGCGGUUACUGGGCCUGACGGGUGACAAAGGCGCCGCCGACGCACCAUUGCCCAAAGAGGCUAGGUGGCUGCUGAGUGCAGUACGGAUCUGCUCCGACCGCCGCCGCGGAGGCAUCGGUCUGGCGGCGGCAGCGGACAUCAAGAAGGAUGUCGUACUCGGAGUGGUUGCCGGUUAUGUACUGCCCACGGCGGACCGUACAGAGCUGCUGUCGUACGCGUCGUGCAGUACGGCAGUUAAGGAGGAGUUGAAGCGUCGCGUCGAUGCGGCGGCGGCGCGAGACGCGUGGAGCUUCCUAGCGGAGGCGUUUCAGAUGCCGUACGCUUGGCCCAUAGGUCGCCAGCAUGAAGGGCAGGGGCAGCGGCAUCAGCCGCCCGCUCAGGAAGGCACCUCGAGGCAACCGCCAGGGGCAGCCUCGGCGCCGCCUCCUGCCGUGGUCUCCAUGGUGGGCUACGGCAACCUUGCAGCGCUCAUAAAUGACCCACGGGUCGAUAUGCGAGGCGAAGAUGCCGAC